Messenger RNA from Nelumbo nucifera (sacred lotus), 1743 nucleotides. RefSeq names its product putative pectinesterase/pectinesterase inhibitor 28. NCBI's taxonomy places the organism in Eukaryota, Viridiplantae, Streptophyta, Magnoliopsida, Proteales, Nelumbonaceae. Gene Ontology annotation, biological process: cell wall modification. Gene Ontology annotation, molecular function: pectinesterase activity; enzyme inhibitor activity. The record is from RefSeq and is a predicted model, not a curated record.
AUGCAGAACAAUGAAGGGACAAAUAAGAGAAUCGCUAUCAUUAGUGCUUCUUCCUUGAUCCUUGUAGCCAUGGUGGUGGCAGUCACGGUCGGCGUCAAUCAGCACCCGACCGCCGGGUCCGACGGAACAAAGACUGUCAGCAACGAUGAUGAGCAGAUACAGACCUCCAUGAAGGCAAUCAAGGCUAUAUGUCAACCCACCGACUACAAAGAAACAUGCAUCAAGAGCCUCUCCUCUGCUGCCGGAAACACCACUGAUCCCAAGGACCUCGUCAAAAUUGCGUUCAAGAUCGCCACGAAACAGAUCAAAGAGGCUGUCAAUCGCUCGGUCGUGCUAAAGGAAUUGGAGAAGGAUCCAAGGGCAUCAAAGGCUCUUGCAAACUGCCGUGAGUUAAUGGACUAUGCUAUUGACGAACUCAAUUCCUCUUUUGAUGAGCUCGGUUCCAUUGACAUCGACGACAUCGAUGAUGCACUCGAGAAUCUCAAGAUCUGGCUUAGCGCUUCCCUCACAUACCAGGAAACAUGCUUGGACGGAUUUCAGAACACCACUGGAAAUGCCGGAGAGUCCAUGAGAAAAGCAUUGAAGACAGCUGGUGAACUCACUCAGAAUGGCCUCGCCAUGGUUACUGAGGUAGCCUCCAUUCUUACCUCUUUGCAGAUGCCUUCUAAGCGUCGACUUCUUUCUUCCGAGCAGCAAUCGCAAUGUCCCUUCGCCAUGGAGGAUGAAUUCCCUACCUGGACGUCUGCUGCAAAACGGAGACUCCUAGCAGCUUCUCGGGCUAACAUCAAACCUAAUAUAACCGUUGCCAAAGAUGGAAGUGGCAAAUACAAGACCAUCAGUGAAGCACUACGUCAUGUCCCCAAGAAUUCAAAUGAGACUUUUGUCAUACACAUCAAGGCCGGAGUUUAUCACGAGCAAGUGCAAAUCAACCGGAGCAUGACCCACCUGAUGAUAAUCGGAGAUGGUCCCACAAAGACCAAAAUCACCGGGAAUAAAAACUUCGUUGACGGAACCCCGACAUUCAAGACUGCAACAGUUGCCGUGAUCGGAGAUGGGUUCAUGGCCAAGGACAUCGGAUUUGAGAAUAGCGCCGGACCGGAAAAGCAUCAGGCCGUGGCAUUGCGAGUCCAGUCAGACAUGUCCAUUUUCUACAACUGUCAAAUCGAUGGGUAUCAAGACACUCUCUAUGCUCACACCCACCGCCAGUUCUAUCGUAAUUGCACCAUCUCUGGGACAAUCGAUUUCAUCUUUGGAAACUCCGCAGUUGUUCUCCAGAAAUGCAGAAUUGUGGUGAGGAAACCACUGGAAAAUCAGCAGAACAUUGUUACAGCCCAUGGCAGGAAAGACAGACGCGAGCCCACUGCUAUUAUCCUUCAAAGUUGUCGCAUCGUCGCUGACCCCUUGUUGUUCCCAGUAAGGAACACGACACGGUCAUACCUCGGUCGCCCAUGGAAGGAGUACUCCAGAACCAUAAUCAUGCAAACCCUAAUUGAUGACUUGAUCAAUCCAGAUGGGUGGCUCCCAUGGAGCGGCGACUUUGCUCUCAAGACUUGUUUCUACGCUGAAUACAAUAACAGAGGCCCAGGAGCUGUCCUUACCCAGAGAGUGAAGUGGCGUGGUAUCAAGACUUCCAUCAUGACCCCUGAGAAAGCUCAACAGUUCACGGCUGGAAGAUUCAUCCGGGGUGAUAGUUGGAUCAAGCCAACAGGAGUGCCCUACGAUUCUGGCUUAUCAUCCAUGUAA